CGUACUUCACCCUAACAACAAGUGGUUAAGUCAUAUCUGUGAGACGCCCCAGUCCCCCAGCGGGAAUCCUAGAGAAAAGGCUGUCUGUGAUCGGCGUCAGAUAAGUAUAUUAGCUGACAUGCUAGUGUAGAACUCGGCUAACAGGAACUAUAAGAACUGUUAAGCUAAGGGCUACGGAUCAACUAGCUCACGAGAAUGGCUGCUGUACGCAGUUUACGGGUAUCUGUGAAGCCUGAAAGCUCAUCGGAUCGGUCGGAAUCAGACACGGAUUCAGAGUCGGAUCGAGAUGCCCGAAUACCGGAGCCCAUGGAGGUGGAAGAGGGGGAACUGCAGCUGGAGGCUAUCCCUGUACGCCGAUGUUUAAAGGAACUGGUACCGGACGGGAGUCGGCGUUAUGAGAACAAGGCUGGCACAUUUAUUACUGGAAUUGAUGUGACGUCAAAGGAGGCUGUGGAGAAAAAGGAGAAGAGAGCUAGGCGGUUUCAGUUCCGUGCCGAGGGCAACCUGGCUCAGAGAAACGUGGUUUUGGACAGAGAGGUGAUGAAGAAAGCCAUCCCGAAAGUGCGUCUAGAGGCCUUGCACCUGUGCGGCGUGGAUGAUAUGAGCACACAGGAUGUGUUUGGAUAUUUCAAGGAAUAUCCUCCAGCUCACAUUGAGUGGAUUGAUGACACCUCCUGUAAUGUGGUGUGGUUAGAUGAUGUGACCUCGACACGGGCUCUCAUCAACAUGAGCCACAUGACAGAGCAGGGGGAAGUAACAAACUCUGUGGAAAAUAAAUCCUCUGGCCAGGACCACAAAGCUCCUAGAGGUUGUGGCCUUGAUGAGGAAGAGGAAGGAGAAGUUGACGAUGAUGAAGAUGACAACGUGUUGGUGAAGAGAGGCAAAAGCAGUAACGACAGUGAAGGGAAAGAAAGUGACAGCGAAGAGGAAGGAGAGAAGAGAGCAAAACAGGAAAACUCUGAGACAGACUUGCUCUCUCAGGCAGAGAAGGAGUCCCUACUGAGAAACGAUCUACGUCCAGCCAGCAAAGCUUUUAAAGGAAACAAACUCUUCCUACGUUUUGCUACUCAGGAUGAUAAGAAAGAACUGGGUGCUGCCAGGCGGAGCAGGUAUUACAUGAAGUACGGCAACCCGAACUAUGGCGGUAUGAAGGGCAUCCUUAGUAACUCCUGGAAACGCAGGUACCAUACCCGGCGGAUACAGAGGGAUGUCCUGAAAACCAAAAAGUCUCUCAUUGGAGACAGCAUGGGACACACCCCACCCUACACACACAGACACUCAGCUGACCUGGUGAAUCUACCAGAGGAACCCAUUGCAGAAGAAGAGGAAGAAGAGGAAGAGGAGGGAGAGGAUGACAUGGACGCCGACGACAGAGUAGUGGAAUAUCGGAUGGAGCGAGACCGGAGCGACAGGGAUCCAGAUCUUCGGGACAGGGAGGGGGGAUUACGAAGCCACGCGGAGGGCCGUUCAUCGUCUCCGUCUUCAGACUCUGAUGAAAUGGAUUACGACCUGGAGCUGAAGAUGAUCUCCACACCCUCACCCAAGAAGAGCAUGAAGAUGAGCAUGUACGCGGACGAGGUGGAGAAUAACCUGAAGAACCUGCGAAACUCCAUGCGGAGCUCUGAGGGUGGCAGCAGCGUGCGAAGUCGGAUCGGUAGCGGAGCUGUGUCCAAACCCAUCUCGGAGAAAGUGACUGAUGUGAGGCAGCUGCUGGAAGAGAAGAGACAGGGACUCUCACAUCAGAGGUUGCACUCCUCAGCCUCCAGUGGCAAGACGGAUGUGAGACAGAGAUUGGGAAAGAGACCUUAUUCUCCAGAGAGGCGACGCUCUGCGUCUCCUGUCAGCCUUAGAAACACGGCGCCUCGCAGGGAGCCCCUGACUGACGUUCACAGUCGACUUGGUAUCGCCAAACGUGACGCACGGGACACCGUAGACAAGAAAACAGGAGGGCUUUGGAGCAGACUAGGGUCUCAGAAAGAUGGUGACUCUGAUCGAAAACUCUCCAGUAGGGGAGGGGGCCUCUCUUCUGGGUCCAGAGGAAUCUUUCGGGAUGAGGAGGAACUGGAGGAGGAGGAUGACGAAGAUGACUCCCAGCUGCAGAAAGUUUGGGGAGCUAUGAUCAAGCAGAAGGAACAGCAGACCAACAAGAUGAAGAAGAGCAGAUUAGACAACCUCCCCUCACUCCAGAUUGAGAUUAGCCGGGAUAGCAGCAACGGCUCGGACUCUGAUUCCUGAAAAAAUAAAGAGAAGGUCUGAAAAGACAAAGAGAGUGAGAAAUAAUAGACUAAAAACUGGGGGUGAGGACGUUCAAAGAGGCUCCAGCUGUAGACCUCUGAGACGUGUUUGAGUUCCACCCUUCCCGACACCACCAAAAGUCUGGAUUUUGGUUUUUUUUUCUUUCUUUUUCUUUUUGAUUGUUAGAUAUUUGGUCUCCACUGCAACAGAUAUCCUUCUGUCCCUCUUCAUUUCUAACUCGACUGUAAAAGAGAGGAAAGAAAUUGAAAAUUUCUUUCUUUUCCCCCCCCCUCUUUGUGGUAAACGAUGAAAUGCUUAUGUGUUCUAUUGAAGAAACACCAUAUGUAUUUGGUUGUUGCAUCUUACACAUGUUGAAGGUCCAAGGGAGUAUUGUGGUGAUCUGCCACGAAAGGAUAUUAAUGUGACCGGGCGGAACGCAACUCUAAAUCGCACGAUUUAGAACCAAAAAUCUGAAAUGUCCUAAUCCCUGCCAGUGUAUUGCAUUUCAUAUCUCAAUUGGAUAUGAGAUUAUUCCAGACUAGCCUAUAAUUGUUAUAAUGGAGGGGGCCACAGAAAGAUUAUGCUCAACCUGUGUAUGUAUAUAAAAUUUUGUACCAUGAGGGGUGCACAUAGCCAAUCAAUGUUGUAACUGUUUUUCCUAAAAAGAGAGAUCUACAUUCCCAUAGACAUAUAUCAGUGAAUACGUCAUGUGUUCAGACUUCACAAGUGUGCUG
Messenger RNA from Chanos chanos (milkfish), 2969 nucleotides. RefSeq names its product nuclear cap binding subunit 3 (gene ncbp3). Gene Ontology annotation, molecular function: RNA 7-methylguanosine cap binding; mRNA binding. Bases 196 to 2235 code for a protein of 679 amino acids. The record is from RefSeq and is a predicted model, not a curated record. Lineage: Eukaryota; Metazoa; Chordata; Actinopteri; Gonorynchiformes; Chanidae. Gene Ontology annotation, cellular component: nucleus. The transcript has 13 exons.